Messenger RNA from Neltuma alba, 2677 nucleotides. RefSeq names its product NAC domain-containing protein 75. The transcript is spliced from 6 exons. NCBI's taxonomy places the organism in Eukaryota, Viridiplantae, Streptophyta, Magnoliopsida, Fabales, Fabaceae. Gene Ontology annotation, molecular function: transcription cis-regulatory region binding; DNA-binding transcription factor activity. Bases 734 to 2116 code for a protein of 460 amino acids. Gene Ontology annotation, cellular component: nucleus. Gene Ontology annotation, biological process: regulation of DNA-templated transcription. The record is from RefSeq and is a predicted model, not a curated record.
CUUCUUAAAUUGGCAAAGGCUUUAAAGGUGCCUAUGUGUGUUUGAAGCAGCCGGCUUUUUCUUUUUAUUAGUAUUUUCCCUCACUGCCCCCUUCAGUUAAGACUUUAAAGUUGAGCGAAUUCUGCUGUUUUUCCUGGUUAAAGCAGGUUUAUAGUUCAAUCCUACCGUGGCAGUUUCUUCUUUUCCUUCUUCUUCUUCGUCCUCCCCAGUUCUCUCCUCCUUCUGCAUAUAUACUACUCCCCUCUUUUCUAUGUCGGCUUUUGGAUCGAUUUCUUCCAAACUACUCUCUGAAGCACUCACAUCCUUUAAGAAUUGAUAGAUAGUUUGGCCUGCUUAAUUUCGAUUUGGUUGUAUUGAAGGUUCUCUGUGAUGCUUAGUUUGUUUUGAUUAUUAGCUAUGUUGACGUCAUCUAGUUUCUCAAUCGAAUCAUCAGAAGCAGUGGCUGAAGCAUCUAUAUCUUGAUUAUAAGGAUGACAAACUUGUGAAAAUGAUUUGGGCAGUAUCAUCAACACAAUCUUUUGUUGUUAUUAUUUUCACUUCCCAGUCAUGGAAAACGAUUGAAACUCACCCUUCAUCCAUUUCCCUGCUUCCUUGUUUCUGGAAAUUUUAGCCCUUUGAUCUCUCAUGAAUCAAGCUCCUGGAAUAGUUCGCAGAGAGAGAGAGCAUAUAGAAGAAGUUGGCUCAGCAGUGGACUGUUACAUAGAAAGAGAAAUCGUGAAGAAAGGAGAGGAGGAUGAACAAGAUGAGCAAUUUGAGCUCUGUGAACAGUUGUGAUCUGAUAGAUGCGAAGCUUGAAGAGCAUCAGUUGUGUGGAUCCAAGCAGUGCCCUGGUUGCGGACACAAGUUUGAAACCAAACCGGACUGGUUAGGUCUUCCGGCUGGCGUGAAGUUUGAUCCGACGGACCAAGAACUAAUCGAACACCUCGAAGCCAAAGUGGAGUCCAAGAAUGUGAAAUCUCACCCUUUGAUCGAUGAGUUCAUUCCUACAAUUGAAGGAGAAGACGGAAUUUGUUAUACCCAUCCUGAGAAACUCCCAGGAGUAACAAGAGAUGGGUUGAGUAGGCACUUCUUUCACAGGCCCUCGAAGGCUUACACGACUGGAACAAGAAAGAGGAGAAAAAUACAGAACGAGAGCGAGAUGCAAGGAGGAGAAACGAGGUGGCACAAGACGGGGAAGACGAGGCCGGUGAUGGUGAACGGCAAGCAAAAGGGCUGCAAGAAGAUUUUGGUACUUUACACCAAUUUCGGCAAGAACCGAAAACCCGAGAAGACCAACUGGGUCAUGCAUCAGUACCACCUGGGCCAGCACGAGGAGGAGAAAGAAGGCGAGCUCGUGGUGUCCAAGAUCUUCUACCAGACACAGCCCAGACAGUGUAAUUGGUCGGAUCGAAGCGCCACCACCGGCGAACCCAGCGCCGACUUCGUUAAUGCCCAUAGUAGUAGAAGAGACAGUGGCAGUGGCAGUUGCUCUUCUUCUAAGGAGAUUAACAACAACGCUGUUGUUACAGCUCACAGAGAUGAUCAGAUGUCGGCGGUGGUCGGGGUUGUUCCUCCCAUGUCAUCGUACCUUCAUCAUCAUCAUCAUGCCUUGGAUAUUCAACAACACCUGAAACCCGACCACUUCGGAUUCAUUCCGUUCAGGAAAAGCUUCGACGAGGUGGGAAUAGGAGAGGGUUCGAUGGGGAGAGAUCAAGUGCAGGCAUCAGGAGAAGAAGUUAACGAAGGACAAAGGCAACAACAACAACAUCAUCAUCAUCAAGUGGCUCAGCAUCAUCAGAAUAUGGCCACCACGGCGUUCCAUAUAAGUAGGCCUUCACUUCCAAUCUCCACCAUAAUCUCUCCACCUCCUCUCCAUCACACUUCCAUCAUCCUCGAUGAUAACUCCUACCAUGUCUCCAGAAUUAUGCUCCAAAAUGACAACUUUCAGCAACAGCAGCAGCAACAUCAUAAACUAGGAGGAAGCUCUGCGUCUGGUUUGGAGGAACUCAUAAUGGGGUGCACUUCAUCAACUGAUAUUAAAGCGGAAUCAUCCGUCUCCGUCGCAAACCAGCAAGAAGCUGAAUGGCUCAAAUACUCUUACUGGCCCGACCCGGAUAACCCGGAUCAUCAUGGGUAAAAAAGCACAAGAUUUUUUUUUUUUUUGAAAAAAAAAAAGGUUUACAGAGAGAUUGAUCGACCAUGUCAGUGUCGUCGUCAUCAUAAGUACGUAGGGGAGGCCUUUCCCUCCUCAAGUUUCUUUCCAACCAAAAAAAAAAAAAAAGAAAAAAGGGCAGAGAGGAAAUCCAAUGACGUCCAUGGUUUACUCUUUUACUUUCUUUUCCAAUGGCGGCCUGUUUAAUUGUCUUUGUUAGCUCUCAGAACUAACUCUCUGCAACCGAACAAGCUGGAAAAACCCACGCCAGAUCAGAGAAAGGAAGAAAAUCAGACCAGAAGAAAAGACUGCCCUACCUUCUGACACACUGAGGGAUGAGUCGAAAGUAAAAUGCAUCCUCCAUCAAAAUCAUCACUAUCAUAAUUACAAUAUAAUAUAUAUUUAUUACAUAUAUUAUCUAUAUAUAUCAUCUUUUGUUGUUAUAAUCUGCAUAUUAAUUUAUUAUUUUGAGGUGUUUGUAUAACUUAUGUCUUUUCUUGUUUCUUUAUACAAGAAAUAUACGAAUGAGUUUGUGCAAACUGCAAA